CCAACCCAACUGGACCAUCGACAACGACAGCCCCCAAUUGCAAAGACGGAUGGAAAGCAUUCAACGGAUAUUGUUAUUUUGUGCAAAAUUUCACUCUUGGUAGUGAUGGCCUCUGGGCUUCGUGGACUCCAGAUGACGCUCAAGAGCAAUGCCAAAUGCGAGCUUCAAACUUAGUGGCCUCGUAUAACGUUUUGGAUCAAACGCAGCACGUACCGAGCGGGACGGGAUCCUGUGGGUACGCUGAGGCGUGGAUUGGAUUACGAGCCUACCCUGACAACACACCCCAUGGGUGGAUGGGACUCCAGUUGACUAUUCACAUCACGUCUAUUUUCCAAUCAACGACGAGACAAUGGCUCGGGGGG
Messenger RNA from Mesorhabditis belari, 362 nucleotides. The record is from the annotation of a GenBank genome assembly. Lineage: Eukaryota; Metazoa; Nematoda; Chromadorea; Rhabditida; Rhabditidae.